GCCACAGUGGACACAACAGGUUUAGCGCCUUAACGGAGAGAGAUUCACGACCCCGAGAAUAAACCGUACCGCGUCAAAGACGAACACUAUGAUAACACUGUCAUAAGUCUGACAGGAACAGUGCAAACGGUUCAGUAAUGAUACGAACUCUCGGUACCGGCCCUGUGUGCGCACGCUUACUCUCGCAGGGAUCAAAGUCUAAAGCGUGCAGAGCUGCACAUCAUUGCGGCUCGUUUGAUGUGGCAGUUGUUGGAGGAGGGAUUGUUGGGCUGGCCUCAGCUAGAGAGCUGAUCCUCAGGCACCCAAACAUCAGCUUUGCCCUGCUGGAGAAAGAGAAAGAGUUAGCUCUCCAUCAAACGGGUCACAACAGUGGUGUGAUCCACAGUGGCAUUUACUACACACCAGGUUCUCUGAAGGCUCAGCUUUGUGUUCGUGGGGCCACAUUGACAUAUCAGUACUGCCAGAAGAAAGGUGUCCCUUUUAAGAGAUGUGGCAAGCUGAUAGUAGCAGUGGAGAGAGAGGAGAUUCCCCGUCUGAAGGCUCUGUACGAACGUGGUCAGAAGAACAAUGUACGAGAUCUCCGUCUGGUUGACGCCAAAGGCAUCCGAGAGAAGGAGCCAUACUGCAGGGGCAUCAUGGCACUGGACUCUCCUUACACAGGGAUUGUUGAUUGGCGGGUUGUGGCUCUGACCUAUGGUAAAGACUUCCAAGAAGCAGGUGGUACUGUGUUGACCAGCUUUGAGGCCUCUGACAUCACAUUGGCAGCAGAGAGCCCAGCUGGGAGCACUGAGGGCCUGAAGUAUCCCAUCAUCAUCAGAAGCUCAAAGGGGCAGGAGGUGAGGUGUCGGUUUGUGUUGGCGUGUGGAGGCCUAUACUCCGAUCGAUUGUCUGAGAUGUCUGGCUGUAGUUCAGAGCCCCGUAUCAUUCCCUUUAGAGGAGAUUAUCUGGUGCUGAAGCCAGAGAAAAACUACCUUGUCAGGGGCAACAUCUACCCUGUGCCGAACCCACGGUUCCCGUUCCUGGGAGUGCAUUUCACUCCUCGUAUGGAUGGCAGUGUCUGGCUGGGCCCAAAUGCAGUGUUGGCGUUUAAACGAGAGGGCUAUAAACUCUAUGAUUUCAACGCACAAGAAUUUAUUAAUGCACUCUCAUACAGGGGUCUGCAGAGACUGGUACUGAAGAACAUUGUGUAUGGAGUGGGAGAAAUGUAUAGAGGGGUGUUUACCGGUGCUCAGGUGAAGAUUCUGCAGAAAUUCAUACCUGAACUGAGCCCCAGUGAUGUCCUAAGAGGGUCAUCAGGCGUGCGUGCACAAGCUUUGGAUGCUGAAGGAAACUUGGUGGAUGAUUUUGUGUUUGACGGUGGGAAGGGAGAGCUGGGCAGCAGAGUUAUGCAUGUACGCAAUGCACCAUCACCCGCAGCAACCUCCUCCCUGGCUAUCGCUGAAAUGGUCGCAGAUGAGCUGGGGAAAAGAUUUCAGCUAUAGACAUGUCUACUUGUGAUGUCACAAGGCUCGGCAUUGACAUCAUUAUGAUUACACUAUCACUCUGAUACCUUGAUUCAGAGAAUAAUGAUCCAAUAGGUUUUUAUAAACAAACUAGUAUAGUUGAAUGAAACAGGUGUGUAAUGUGAUGAGAUUUUUGGUGCUCUUUUCUAAUGUAUAGUCAUUUCUGAAAUGCUGGGUAACUGUAUAUGUCUUUAUAAAUCUGACAAGCAAUUCUUUUGAAAUGUUGUAAUCCCCAUGUUCAGUUAAAUGGCAAGCGUUUACAUGAUUUCUAACUAGAUAAUUUUGCUCUUGACCACAUGAGGGCAGUGGUUGGCUGGAAAUGUGGGUUUUUAGACGCGCAGUAUCUAAAAUAACUAUCUGCAAACCCUAAUAUUAUCUUUGGAGUUUUGGACAAAACGCAGUUAUUAAGAAUUCUAACUUUUUUUUUUAUAUAUUUCAUAUAAUUUUAUUGUGUAUAUAUAUAUAUAUAUAUAUAUAUACAAUAAAAAAUACUUUUAAGAAUAA
Messenger RNA from Xyrauchen texanus (razorback sucker), 2006 nucleotides. RefSeq names its product L-2-hydroxyglutarate dehydrogenase, mitochondrial-like. The record is from RefSeq and is a predicted model, not a curated record. NCBI's taxonomy places the organism in Eukaryota, Metazoa, Chordata, Actinopteri, Cypriniformes, Catostomidae. The transcript is spliced from 10 exons. The coding region runs from base 138 to 1481 and encodes 447 amino acids. Gene Ontology annotation, molecular function: (S)-2-hydroxy-acid oxidase activity; (S)-2-hydroxyglutarate dehydrogenase activity.